GAUAUUCUCCGUCCGGGUACUUUGCAACCUCAAUUCGAAAAGUCCGAUGCAGUUGCGCCCAUUGACGAAACGCCCGUCGAGGUUUCCACAAAGACUUGGUGGCAGCGACGCGCUCCCGUCAUUGCUUGUGGUUCCGGACUCUUCUCCGAUGGUUACCUCAAUGGCGUGAGUCAAAUGCAGUUCUACCAGAAGCACCUGUCUGACAUAUUUCCANNGGUCAUCGGAUCAGUGAACACCAUUCUCAAGAAACUCUACAAACAUGAAUACAUGCACAGCAAUGCUCAGAGCAACAUCACUUCACUCGUCUUCGUCGGUGAAGUCGUCGGUAUUAUCAUUUUCGGCUACACCUCCGACCGCUUCUCUCGCAAAUGGUCUAUCUUCGCAUCAACCGUCAUCUUGCUACAGAGCAUCAACGGCAUGCUUUCUGCACUGGCUGCUUAUCGCUUCCUUCUUGGUAUUGGUAUUGGUGGUGAAUACCCUGCUGGAUCAGUCGGUUGCUCCGAAAGCACUGGCGAGCUCGAGUCUGGUACUCGUAAUCGAUGGUUCAUCUGGUUCACCAACUUGGCAAUUGACGCAGGUUUCGUGAUUGCUGCAUUUGUUCCCAUGAUUGUGGUGAGUAAUCUCGAACCGCUUCAGCAUUUCAUCUCAACUGAUCACUCAAAUAGNGUAUUGGCUACUGGUGAGGACCACCUUCGCGCUGCCUGGCGUAUCAUGCUUGGUAUUGGUGUGAUUCCUCCCCUCUCCUUGUUCUACAUGCGCUACAAGUUGCAAGAACCUGAAGCAUACAAACGAAACACCAUGGCCAAGUGCAAGACUCCUUGGAAGCUCAUCAUGAAGAAGUAUUGGUUCCGCCUGCUUGUCGUCUCGACCAUCUGGUUCAUCUACGAUUACUCGUCAUACGCUUUUGGAACCUACUCUGCCCCAAGUGUCGACAACGUACUAGGCCCUGAUGCACCAAUGUGGAAGACUUUUGGCUGGAACACUGUCAUCAACCUUUUCUACAUUCCUGGCGCCUUCAUUGGAUCCUAUGUUUCCGACUGGAUCGGUCCCAGAAAGGCUCUUGCUUACGGUGUCACUGCACAGGCUGUGGUCGGUUUCAUCAUGGCUGGUUGCUACGAGAAGCUGGCUAUCCCAAAGAACAUUGGUGGAUUCGUUGUGUUNGGUCCUGGCGACAACAUCGGUCUUAUCGCAUCCAAGACUUCUGCCACUGCCGUUCGCGGUCGCUACUAUGCCGUCGCUGCAGCCUUUGGCAAGAUCGGUGCUUUCAUCGGCAACUAUCUCUUCCCCAUCCUUGUAGCUGACGCAGGAAGCAACACCAUCAAGGGCAACCAAUACCCCUUCUGGGUUGCUUCUUCUCUCUGCAUCCUGAGCGCUUUCCUCGCAUUCUUUUGUUUGCCUGAGAUCGAACAGGACACUAUUGACCAUGAAGAUGCUGCCUUCAAAGCAUAUCUCCUUGAGCAUGGCUGGGAUAUCUCUCGUAUGGGUCUUGCUGGUGCUGGUGGUCCCAUGGAAUCUGACGCCGAGAGUUCGCGAUACAACGCCGGGAAGAUGGAUCACUAA
Molecule: messenger RNA, 1560 nt
Organism: Aureobasidium musti
Lineage: Eukaryota; Fungi; Ascomycota; Dothideomycetes; Dothideales; Saccotheciaceae
Source: the annotation of a GenBank genome assembly